AUGUACAAACGAAAUACAACAUCAUUAAUUGUGUUAUUAUCACUUUUGGUGCUCUUCUAUUUUGCUUUCUUAACCACAUAUGUACAAUCCGCGUCGUGUGGCCCUAAUGGUGAUAAUUCACCAUGUCUUACUGGAUCCUGUUGUAGCAAGGAUGGCUCUUAUGCUUGCGAUAAGGAUUGUAAUCCCAAAUAUAGAGCCCGCGGGGAGGCAAUAAUAACUGUUAGUGCUACAACCAUGGUCCCCAGUCCAACGAAAUUAUCUGAAGCAA
This is a messenger RNA of Racocetra persica, 268 nucleotides long. NCBI's taxonomy places the organism in Eukaryota, Fungi, Glomeromycota, Glomeromycetes, Diversisporales, Gigasporaceae. The record is from the annotation of a GenBank genome assembly.